Ricinus communis (castor bean) is the source of this 1012-nucleotide messenger RNA. RefSeq lists its product as uncharacterized. The record is from RefSeq and is a predicted model, not a curated record. The transcript has 2 exons. Lineage: Eukaryota; Viridiplantae; Streptophyta; Magnoliopsida; Malpighiales; Euphorbiaceae. The coding region runs from base 113 to 760 and encodes 215 amino acids.
CUAGUUGGUCUUUCUCUCUUCAACCACUCUAUAAAAUGACCGUAUAGUAGUAUAGAAGCCAACCCAGAAACCCUAGUACCUUUCCUAUAAAAAAGAAACAUUGUGUACAGCAAUGGGGAAAGGAUGCACAGAUUCAAAGCUCAAGGUGGCUUAUAUAGGCUAUAUCGAGGUUGUGCCAAAGAACUACGGAGGGAAUUCAAAAGCUUCUUUCUGCAACAUAGCUCCGAAGCAAUGCAAUAGUCAUCAACGGACUACAGCGAACUAUGGAGGAAAUUCAAAAGCUUCUUACAAAACCGUAGAUCCGGGUCAAUCCAAUAGUCAUCAAGGGACUACAAAGAACCACGGAGGGAAUUCAAAAUCCUCUUACAGCAAUAUAGCUCCGCGCCAAUCCAAUAGUAACCAAGGGCCUACGAAGAACUAUGGAGGGAAUUCAAAGCCUUCUUACAAGGGUAUAGCUCCUUCCCAAUCUAGCAGUCACGAAUGGACAACAAAGAACAGUAUUGUGAACAAGCAGACUGGUGGUUAUAUGCGCACAACAAUGAAGGAGAGCAGUUCUACUGGUGAUGUAUUCAAGGGGAGAUUCACUGGAAGGGUUGGCUACAAGGAUGAGUACAAAACCACCUCUUCUUUCAGGGUUGGUGACAAAAAUGGCUACUUUGAGUACCAGAAGGAAGAGAGGUUUCGCAGGGUUGAUUAUGGAAAAGGCAGCGGCAGCAGGGAAAAAAGCAGCAACUCCUCCAGCAACAAGUAUUUGAAGUAGUAACUCUUAUGAGUUUUGUGGGUCUUUAUGCCAAGCAUCAAUAUGGAAUCUAGGACUGUUUGUAUAUGUGAAUAUGUUCUCUAAGUUGGGUAUUAAACUUAGUCCUCUGGUUUAUGUAAUAGACUAAGCCAGAACAGUUUGCUUUUACAAUUUGCUAGUAUGACUGUGUUAAGAACUUUAAGGAUUUGCUUUAAGUUGUGGUUGGCAUGACUAUCUAUUUAUAAUAUGAAUUAGCUCUCUGGUUGAUGCUUA